AGUUCUUGGUCCAGUCAGUUGGCGUUAGCAGUACGGUACGUUGGCUUUUGUAGUGAAGGACAUUAACGAAAGGAGAUUAGUAGGGCUAACGCUGGCGUUUGCUUCUAACGCCGUUUGAGCAACUGGAUCCUGAACAAUAUAGUCCUACAAACGUUGUAGUGCUGAAUUUGGGCUGAAUAAUACGAAUGUGGUUGUUCUUUGUUUGUUUAUGGUAUGUUAAUGGAAGAGCUAACGCUCUGGUGACAUCUGGUGGAAAACUUGCGAUUUCGUCUAUCAAUGCCUGGCCUCGGCAUCCCGGGACCCAAUCACCGCGCAUUUCCAAUAGAAACGCCGCCGGAGAAAGCAUAUCGUCUUUUCAUCGACAGCUUUGACAACAACCGAGGCAGAUACACAUAAACACAGAUAUACAUUUACGUAUACUUAACCGACGGAACUGAUGGGGUCUUUGGAGAAAAUGGCCCGUCAAGUCGACUCGGACAACUCCCUCAACCUAUUAGACAAUCACUUCGACAAACUCUCCUGCCUACCAGACCCGCCUGUCUCCCGAAUACAAGAGGAAGCGCUCGAGGAAAUCGAUCUUGGAGAAAGCCACGUGGCCGUCGUAGAUCUGAAGCGAAACAGGACGGAUUCCGUGAAAAUCCGUGUCAAGAAGAAUCAAGGGGAAGACACUAACUUGAGCGGCAAAGAGCAACAGACAUCUUUAGAAAUGGACAACCCAGCGUUCACCACUGACGUCGUCUCGACUGAAAUUUCGUCCUCGGUAUUAUCGGGUUCUGGGGUGGCGGACCUAAGUUCGUUGAAGAUUCGAUCAGAGAACGAGUCCAACAUGGAACUGGUAAACGAGGACGAAGACGAAAAGAUCCUCGCCGUCCUUCGAGAGGUUGUGAGAAAGUGCACCAACGCCGACCCUAUGAAGCGUCCGUCCGCUGCCGAAGUAUUGGACAUGUUGACGAUCUGAGGCGCGCAAGUGGAUACAGGUCUAAUUGUCAUGGAAACUGGAUGACACAUCAAUGUUGUGGCCAUUAUUCUCCAUUGUUGUUGUUGUUGUUGUCAACAAAUACACACCGUCCAGUAGCGAUAUGUAAUUGAUAAAGUCCUUCACGUGAAAAGAUGCUGUUGGCAUGCGGUUACGGCUAAUUCGCGCCAAAGACCGAUUAACAGUCAGACUCCUCAGGCAGUCGAACUUCUUCAUCAUUUCACUUAAGGGAAGCGACGACACCAAUGCAACGUCGUUUGGCUUGCCAGUCGUACACUCCGGACGUAGUGAACCGACCUCGCCCCUUUAUACCCAGCACAGUAUGAAUAGGAUGACGAAAGUCUAGCCAGUCGACGCUCAAAUCAGCGCUAACUGCGCGGACCUUCGUCGGCAGAGAGCGUACUGCAACGAAAUACCACUGCGUCCAGAGUCUCAACAAAUGGGUUAUUUUAAACGGGCUUAGGGAUGAUUAUAGAAACGGGCGAAAGUUUCAUAAAUACACGUAUGUAAAUGUAGUAUCAAAAUUAAGUUUCAUGUCAUUAAAAAAAGUUUUUCGGCUACAUCUAUGUUUCAGUUUCUCAAGCAGAGACAUAGAAUAUCGAAGUCAUUCAUCUUGGGGACAGAGUUUGAAAUAUCAAUAACGUUAUUGCAUGUACAUGUACACAUACUAACAAUAAAAAUGUACACGUA
Molecule: messenger RNA, 1666 nt
Organism: Lineus longissimus
Lineage: Eukaryota; Metazoa; Nemertea; Pilidiophora; Heteronemertea; Lineidae
Exons: 5
Coding region: 437-958 (173 amino acids)
Source: RefSeq, a predicted model, not a curated record